This is a messenger RNA of Arvicanthis niloticus (Nile rat), 2253 nucleotides long. RefSeq names its product H2.0 like homeobox (gene Hlx). Gene Ontology annotation, molecular function: DNA-binding transcription factor activity, RNA polymerase II-specific; sequence-specific DNA binding. Gene Ontology annotation, biological process: regulation of DNA-templated transcription. The record is from RefSeq and is a predicted model, not a curated record. NCBI's taxonomy places the organism in Eukaryota, Metazoa, Chordata, Mammalia, Rodentia, Muridae.
AGUUUUUAGAGAGGAGUUUUUUGUUUUUUUGUUUUUUUUUUUUUUCCUUUUUUUUUUUUUAAACUAACGGAUCAUUAUUGUUGUUUUAAAUUUAGCUCUUAGGGCUUAGCUGUUUGGGUUUUUCUUUCGGUGUCGGGCCCCUGUCUCCUCGGCUUCUGCGGUGUAGCAGAGCGAGGCCGCGUCCGCCUUGCCGCCCCAGCGCAGGGCGAUCGCCUCUAUCCACCGGGCCCGGAGCGCGCCCGCCGCGCCGCGUUUCAAGCCAAGCCAGGGGCCCAGGCCGUGGCGGGCGGCGAUCAGGCCCUCGCCUCGUCCCUCGGUGGCGCUAGGGCUCCCCGGCUGGCCCUCCGCUUCAGGGCGGGCGGAGAACCGAAAGCAGCUCGGGCUCGGCUGGGACACCGCCUCUGCCCGAGCACCCACCCACUUCCCCACUCACCCAGGACCCCGCCGGGAUCCUGCCAGGAUGUUCGCAGCCGGCCUGGCUCCCUUCUACGCUUCCAACUUUAGUCUUUGGUCAGCUGCCUACUGCUCCUCGGCGGGCCCGGGCGGCUGCUCCUUCGCCUUGGACCCGGCCGCUGUCAAGAAGCCCUCUUUCUGCAUCGCGGACAUCCUGCACGCCGGCGUCGGGGAGCCGGGGCCCGCUACAGAGGGACUGGUGGGGGCCUCGGCAGCCCUCACCGCACACUUGGGCUCCGUGCACCCGCAUGCCUCCUUCCAAGCUGCCGCCAGAUCCCCGCUCCGUCCCACCCCGGUGGUAGCGCCCUCAGAAGUCCCGGCUGGCUUCCCUCAGCGGCUGUCUCCUCUCUCCGCUGCCUAUCACCAGCAUCUCCCGCAGCAACCACCAACGCAGCAACAGCAGCCGCAGCAACAGCCUCCGCCUCCACCCCGGGCGGGCUCCCUGCAGCCACCGACUUCGGGGACGCGGGUGGUCCCCCACCAUAGCGGCUCCGCCCCUGCCCCCUCCAGCAAAGACCUCAAAUUUGGUAUUGACCGGAUUUUGUCUGCAGAAUUUGACCCAAAAGUCAAGGAAGGCAACACUCUGAGAGAUCUCACAUCGCUGCUAACCGGUGGGCGGCCUGCAGGGGUGCAUCUAGCUGGCCUGCAGCCUUCGGCAGGACAGUUCUUCGCAUCUCUAGAUCCCAUUAGCGAGGCGUCUGCCAUCCUGAGCCCCUUAAGCGCCAACCCAAGAAAUUCUGUUCAGCAUCAAUUCCAAGACACGUUCCCAGGUCCCUAUGCCGUGCUCACUAAGGACACCCUGCCGCAGACGUACAAGCGGAAACGCUCGUGGUCCCGGGCUGUCUUUUCCAACCUGCAAAGAAAAGGCCUGGAGAAGAGAUUUGAGAUCCAGAAGUAUGUGACCAAGCCAGAUCGAAAGCAGCUGGCGGCCAUGCUGGGCCUUACGGAUGCACAGGUGAAGGUGUGGUUUCAGAACCGGAGGAUGAAGUGGCGGCACUCUAAGGAAGCGCAGGCUCAGAAGGACAAGGACAAGGAAGCGGGCGAGAAGCCUUCGGGCGGAGUCCCCGCCGAGGGUGAACGAGAGGAGAGAAGCCCCAGCCGUUCUGAGGGCGAAGCCGAGAGCGAGAGCAGUGACUCGGAGUCCCUGGACAUGGCCCCCAGCGACACGGAACGGACUGAGGGAACGGAGAGGUCCCUGCACCAAACUACGGUCAUCAAGGCCUCAGCCGCGGGCGCCCUCAUCACAGCCAGCAGCAGCGCGAGUGGUAGCAGCUUCAGCUUCAGCGGCAGCAGCAGCCUGAGUAGCAACACCAACGCGGGGAGCGCCAGCAGCCUUGGCAGCAACUGCUCGGAGCUGCUCCCUGCGCACCAGCCGUCAGCCACCAGCAGUCCUCAAAGCCCGGAGACUGCUCAGGCCCCGCUUGCAGGUUUAUAGACAGCACCGAGGGCAUGGCGUGCAGCUUCCCCAACACUGGCUGGAGUUUGUGCCUACUUUAAGUUGGUGGCAAGGGUCGCCGAGAUGGGAGCAGGACGCCGUGAGCAGCCUCUUUGGGGUUCAUACCCUUUCUCUUGCUGCCAUGGCUGCCUGAGGCCCCCCACCCCCCAAAAGAGUGGAGAGUUUUAAGGUCCCCCCUCCCUCCUCCAAAGAAAGAAUUCAACUGUCCUCCCUACCCAAGCAGCUCACACUGUGAAGUGUUCGGCGGAACUGUUCCUCUGAGCACCAGGGGUCUUGGCAUAAGGACGCGCUGCACUUAGGAGGCCUUUAACUUGUAAAUAAAAUGUUUACUACGGUUUGUAAAA